This is a messenger RNA of Colletotrichum costaricense, 147 nucleotides long. RefSeq lists its product as uncharacterized. The transcript has a single exon. The record is from RefSeq and is a predicted model, not a curated record. The coding region runs from base 1 to 147 and encodes 48 amino acids. NCBI's taxonomy places the organism in Eukaryota, Fungi, Ascomycota, Sordariomycetes, Glomerellales, Glomerellaceae.
AUGAGUGUAUUUCAAGUCACAAGUGUUGUUAUGAAAGUGGCAAGCACGGGCAUGAUCAACGAGCUUCACCGAAGAGACUUCUCCAGAUCAGCGAGAAUCAAGUUAUUCUGCGGGAGAACGUUGGGCAGCAGCGUUAUGUAUGCCUGA